AUGGAUACAGAUUAUGACUUGGAAUAUCUCGCGGCCUCAAGGCACAAUUCUAGGGCCUCUCUUUUAGAAGAUUCAAAGCCGAGAGACACCCAUUCCGGUUUUCUUGCCUUACCAUAUGAGCUUCGAAACAAGAUAAUCAAAUACAUCAUCGGCUCUACGUACUCUACUCACGAGCUCGAGGCAUGGCAAAAGCUUCAAUACACUGGUUAUCGCACAGGUUGGGAGGUCAAGCCGGAGGACUUCACUAUCAGUUCUACCGGUCUCAAAUGCCAUUCGAUAACAUCCUUCAAUAUUGCUCUUGUGAAUAAACAACUUCGACAAGAGGCGCUCAGGAUCAUCUUUCGGAAUGCGACUGUCUGUAUUCAUGUCCACAUCCCCAGAUACGGACCAUUCAGCACGAUCCCAAGCGACAUAUCCAAGACCUAUCGUACUCUCCGCGAGUAUUCAAUGCUACUGGAACUGGCACGCAAUAUUACCUUGAUCGUUGAUCCACAGCCUGUGUAUAGCCAGACGCUAUCACAUAAAGUAGGCUCAGCCUUGAACACAAUAUUUGGGUACGAUAGAAGUGUACUUUGGGGUCUGCUGUCAAUGUUAUGUAUUGCUAUCCCAAUGGCCGGUAUCGCUCAACUCGCUGCACGGGUUUCCGCUAUUGCGCCUUUUCAAGGAAAACGACACACUGAUCUUCAAGGCCUUGUUGAUCUUCUCGUGCAGGUGCCCGGAAGCAGCACACAUAUGAAGACCAUUGUCUAUCUGGAGCACUUGCAUCCACAAGAUCUUGAAAUUGUCCUCGGUUUAUUGAACUUGCGACGUGGUCCCAAGACGCUGGAGGAAGUUUGGGCUUCCUGGUCUGGGUAUGAUAUGGGUCUACAGUCUAUAAAAGAGGAAUAUGAAAAACACUAUAGGGGUUUAGUGAUGUUUGCUGUGGAGCAGGCUGGGUGCACGGAGGUUCUCAGUAUGCCUGCAGAAUUUGAGGUUGAUGAGACCGACGAGGGGGAUGUUCGUGGCACUCAGUACAUAGGGAGGAGCCGAAGAACCUGGACAGAGAACAACAAUCUUGAGAUAAUUCUAGAGUGA
Penicillium verhagenii is the source of this 1074-nucleotide messenger RNA. RefSeq lists its product as uncharacterized. The record is from RefSeq and is a predicted model, not a curated record. Lineage: Eukaryota; Fungi; Ascomycota; Eurotiomycetes; Eurotiales; Aspergillaceae. The coding region runs from base 1 to 1074 and encodes 357 amino acids. The transcript has 2 exons.